Molecule: messenger RNA, 1582 nt
Organism: Daktulosphaira vitifoliae (grape phylloxera)
Lineage: Eukaryota; Metazoa; Arthropoda; Insecta; Hemiptera; Phylloxeridae
Gene: eIF3e
Product: eukaryotic translation initiation factor 3 subunit E
Exons: 9
Coding region: 170-1486 (438 amino acids)
Biological process (GO): translational initiation
Cellular component (GO): cytoplasm; eukaryotic translation initiation factor 3 complex; nucleus
Molecular function (GO): translation initiation factor activity
Source: RefSeq, a predicted model, not a curated record
AACCUAAAAUAUCGUAAUGCCACUCAAGCUAGAUAAUGUAAAUAACUUUUUGUAAUUAUUAAGUUACGGCUUUGCUUACUGAAAUAGUUUUCUCAUUCACAUGCCGACAGGCUAAGUUUUUGUGUUCAAUUUUUUAUCUACUGUAAAAUUUAUAACUUAAUAAAAAAAAAUGGCCAAAUUUGAUUUGACAAGUAAGAUGACAAAGUACUUAGACCGGCAUUUAGUUGCCCCUCUAUUGGAAUUUCUGUGGGCAAAAAAAAUCUAUAAUGAAAAUGAAAUAUUAUCAGCAAAAUUAGACAUACUUAAUAAGACUAACAUGAUGGAUUAUGUAAUUGAAAUAUACAAACAGUUAAAUCCAGACAAAGAAGUUCCAGAGGAAAUGAAAUUGAGAAGAGAUCAAAUAGUUUCACAACUUCAUCAAUUACAGAGUGAAGUUAAUGUGGUUAUGAAUUUUCUUGGUGAUGAUAAAGUUAUGAAAACUAUGGAAACUAUGCGGGAUCCUAAAACAUUAUCAAAUUACUUAACUAAAGAGUUUAAUUUUAAGGUAGAAAUGAUGGAGAGUAUGUACAAGUUUGCCAAGUACCAUUAUGAUUGUGGAAAUUAUGCUGGUACUACAAGUUACUUGUAUUUUUAUUUAUUGGUCAUGUCUCCUACUGAUAAAAAUUAUUUGAAUGUACUUUGGGGAAAGUUGGCGUCAGAGAUUCUUAUUCAAAAUUGGGAUACUGCUCUUGAAGACUUAAAUAAACUUCGGGAAUAUAUUGAUUCAAACACAAAUGGUUCCCCUUUACAUUUACUUCAACAACGCACAUGGCUCAUCCAUUGGGGCCUUUUUGUAUUUUUUAAUCAUGUAAAGGGUCGUGACCUUAUAAUUGACAUGUUUUUAUACCGACCAAACUAUCUUAACGCCAUUCAAACCAUGUGUCCACAUAUAUUGCGUUAUUUAGCAACCGCUGUUAUUAUUAACCGUUCAAGGCGUGCAGCUAUGAAAGACCUUGUUAAAGUUAUUCAGCAGGAAUCAUAUACAUACAGAGAUCCAAUAACUGAACUUUUAGAAAAUUUAUAUGUUAACUUUGAUUUUGAAGGCGCUAGAGAUAAAUUACAUGAAUGUCAAAUUGUUCUAUUUAAUGAUUUCUUUUUAACUGCUUGUUUGGAUGACUUUGUAGAAAAUGCUCGCUUAAUGAUUUUUGAAACAUUUUGUCGCAUACAUCAAUGUAUUAGCAUAGGUAUGUUAGCUGAAAAACUCAAUAUGAAUCCUGAAGAAGCUGAAUGUUGGAUUGUAAAUUUGAUUAGGAAUGCCAGAUUAGAUGCUAAGAUUGAUUCAAAAUUGGGUCAUGUAGUCAUGGGUACUCAACCGUUAUCUCCAUAUCAACAAUUAUUAGAGAAAGUAGAUACCUUAUCUGUGAGAUCUGAAGCAUUACAGCAACUUAUUGAAAGAAAAGUUAAAGCUAAAACCCAAGAGCAAGAUCCACUUUGGUAUAACCCAUGAAACGUUAACAAAAGUAAUUUAUAAACAAUGUUUUUGGUCUCAAUUAAACACAUUGUAAUGCUUAUAACACAACAUAUAUUAUCUUUUUUUAUGUUA